GAACACGCGCUUUGGAAAGUUGCCAUUUUGACAUGUUUUCGUACGACAUCGAAGCGGAUCUGAAGGCAAGAGGGCGGCGCGUGACGUCGCAGGUCAGCUGACGGCUUUGUUUUGCUCGCCUUUCGGAACUCGCGUCGUCACUCUCAAAACAUAGAAGAAGGAAGCGAGCACGUCGGAACGUCAACAGCUCCCCUUUCCCAUUACCACACAGCUGCACGCGUCGUGUGCUCGUCAACGGCGGCCCAUUUGUUGUUUUGCUAACGUCGCCAUUUCUUUCCGUUGUUGUCGACUGGCACGACCGUUUUGACGCAGAAUGCCUUCAGAGAAAUCCUUCAAACAAAGAAGGACAUUCGAUCAAAGAGUAGAAGAUGUCCGACUGAUCCGGGAGCAACACCCUAACAAGAUACCUGUGAUUAUUGAGAGGUACAAAGGAGAAAAACAGCUCCCCAUCCUGGACAAGACCAAGUUCUUAGUGCCAGACCACGUCAAUAUGAGUGAACUCAUCAAGAUCAUAAGAAGGCGCCUCCAGCUCAAUUCCAACCAGGCUUUCUUCCUUCUGGUCAACGGCCACAGCAUGGUGUCAGUGUCAGCUGCUAUCUCGGAGGUGUAUGAGCGGGAGCGUGACCAAGAUGGCUUUCUCUACAUGGUGUACGCCUCCCAGGAGACCUUUGGCGCUGGCCCGACACCCCAGUGAUCCAUCAUCCAUCCUCACUGAUUCCCCUUGGCCAGCCAUUGAACAAAUGUAGUUUUGUUUGCUCUUUACCGUGUUCUUUCCCGUAAUAGCGCUCGCUGUCUUAUAGCCGCUUAAACGCGAUUCACUAAACGGAAAAGCCAAGUAGAGGUUUUUCUGUUUUGUGGGUUCUGACUGCACCACAGUCAGCCCCACACCCGUCUUUUAUGGGCCAUCUUUAUUCUUUGUCUCAUCCCUGCCAGCUCUCAAAGCAAUGUAGAAGUUAUUUCUGUCUUGUGGCUCGACGACUCUUAGACUUUCUUCUAAUCAUCUUUCUGUACAUUUCAGCUCGCAAUUUUACAUAAAAGCACUAUGGCUCCACCGUUAGAAACUGAACAAAAGCUAACAUUGAUUUUGAAGCUUUAUGGAGACAAGUGCGAGAGAGGUGGAGAAUCAAUAACAAUCAUUGAGGAAUUGCUCAAGUGGACUCCAUAGAAGAGGUGGAUCUCGCCUCCAGGUCCGAUCCAGGCGUGCCUUAAAGCAGCAUCAAGGGAUGACUUGACUCCACACCGGUUGCAAAAAGAUGUUUGAUUGCAUAGAGCCGUACACUUAAGCUUUGCCAUCAUGUUGUAAAUAAUGUCACAUUCAGAGUAAAAAUCCAGCAUAAAGCAAAGUUCAGGGAGUGUAGUCGGUUAGUCGAGAUAGGCUCUGGCACUCCUGUGACCCCUUGUGAGGAUAAGCAGCUUGGGAAAUGGACAUAAAGCACGUGUCUACUCGGUCAUUGGCAACUUGUCUGUCACAGUAAUGGCAUCGUGAUGCGCCUCAAUGUUGUGUGUUAGUUGCAUCCUUGGGUCUGAAUACCCCCUCUCCCCCCCCCACCACCACCACCACCAC
Messenger RNA from Syngnathoides biaculeatus (alligator pipefish), 1564 nucleotides. It is a transcript of the gene map1lc3b, whose product is annotated as microtubule-associated protein 1 light chain 3 beta. Lineage: Eukaryota; Metazoa; Chordata; Actinopteri; Syngnathiformes; Syngnathidae. Gene Ontology annotation, biological process: macroautophagy; autophagosome assembly; cellular response to nitrogen starvation. The coding region runs from base 314 to 694 and encodes 126 amino acids. The record is from RefSeq and is a predicted model, not a curated record. The transcript is spliced from 4 exons. Gene Ontology annotation, cellular component: autophagosome; autophagosome membrane; cytosol. Gene Ontology annotation, molecular function: ubiquitin protein ligase binding.